This is a messenger RNA of Trichoplax adhaerens, 867 nucleotides long. RefSeq lists its product as uncharacterized. The transcript has 3 exons. The record is from RefSeq and is a predicted model, not a curated record. Lineage: Eukaryota; Metazoa; Placozoa; Uniplacotomia; Trichoplacea; Trichoplacidae. Gene Ontology annotation, molecular function: catalytic activity. Bases 1 to 867 code for a protein of 288 amino acids.
AUGGCAUCAAACAAGGAUCAACACAACAAUAAUGAGUUUGAAUUACCAACACCAUCUGAUCCGGAGGUAAAAUACACUCAAGUCAGUACUAAUAAUAUGGGCAUAACUUCUAUCAACAAUUUCCAAGCUGGCUACACUGACGAAAAUCCUACAGGAUUUCGAAUUGUUCUAGCCGUUCAUGGAACUCCUGGUAGCCAUCAUGACUUUCGAUACCUUGCUCCACCUCUGGUUCAAGCAGGAUUAAGGGUUAUCAGAGUUAAUCUCCCUGGCUUUGGAGCUACGAAGAAACCGGAUGAGCUCGUAUACAAUUUUAACACAAUGGCCCAUUGGCUAGCUAACUUUUUAUCUAGUAUUAAUAUUCAUACGGUUGAUAUGGCUGUUGGACAUAGCUUUGGAUGUGCAAUCAUUGCCACCUUGUCUGUUACACAUCCAGAAUUAAUUUCAGCUUUUACACUCCUAUCUACCUUUGGCCUAAGACCCCACCGCAUUAUUAGACCAUUUGCAGCGAUAAAGUUGUCAGCAUACCUUCUGGAUCUUUCAUGGGUAACCAACUUUAUAGCUACCAAGAUUUUAACUUGUGCUUAUAGAAUGGCUGGAUUUAAAAUGAGCAAAUUUGUUGAAAAUGAAAUGGUACAUAGUCACCAGUUGACUACCAAUAUCGAUUUUGACCAGCAUGCCAAUAAUUUAAAAUCCAUUGGUAAAAGGAAAGUUCCUGUCAUUUUAGCAUACGGAAAGGAUGAUCCACUUAUUGAAAAUGAAAUAUUUAGUGAAGUUGGUCAAAUAUUAGGACUAAAAAGUAUGACGGAAUUAAGUGAUUUAAAUGGCGAACAAGGUGAGAUUCAUAUCCCUAUGUACAAUAUUCAAUGA